Molecule: messenger RNA, 702 nt
Organism: Funneliformis mosseae
Lineage: Eukaryota; Fungi; Glomeromycota; Glomeromycetes; Glomerales; Glomeraceae
Source: the annotation of a GenBank genome assembly
AUGGAGAUCUUUCAAGAAUUGGACAAAAAAUCCGAUACUCUUUGUCAUUUCAUAACAAGAUUUCAUGAUACCGUAGAGUAUUUUUUGCCUCUACCAAUAAAUCUAUCAAAAUUUCAUAAUUUAAGGACAUUAAAGAUUGAUGAAGCUUUCAUAUUUGAACCUAAAUUUGAAAAGAAUGGUUUUCAAAAACUUGAAAACUUGCAAAUGAACUAUAUUGACAUCAACAUAAUCACUCGUAUGAUUAAAAACAGCGGUGGGAAUCUCAGGAAGAUUUUAAUGAAUGAUUUCAACUCUAAUAAUUAUUAUGAAGAAACUCUCGUACUUAUUCGUACCAUUUAUGAAAAUUGUCCUUUGGUUGAAUGUUUAUCAAUUUAUUUUACAUCAUCAGGAGAUCAUUUGGUUGAAUUUGAAAAUUUACUAAAAGCUUGUCCAAAAUUGAAAGUUUUAUUAUUAGAGGUUCAUGAAUAUGUAAAUGACAUAAAUAAAGAUGAAGACAAGCCAUAUGAAGAAGAGAGGUACGCGAGCAGCGAGAAAUUAUCAAAUGUGUUACUUCGGGCUGCAUCAAUCAAUCUGAGAGAAAUUGGAUUCUUUCAUUAUCCUAAAUUUUCACCCAAAAUUCUAGGGGAGUUUCUAGAGAAGUGGAGAGAAGAUGGUGUGAUCGAAGUCUUUAAGCAUAUUUCUAGAAGGGAAGUUACAUUUUAA